Molecule: messenger RNA, 1257 nt
Organism: Nakaseomyces glabratus
Lineage: Eukaryota; Fungi; Ascomycota; Saccharomycetes; Saccharomycetales; Saccharomycetaceae
Gene: MTC2
Product: Mtc2p
Source: RefSeq, a predicted model, not a curated record
AUGACAGAAAUGGAUUUUGAUUUGGAGCAAAUACAAAAAUAUGAGUUGCCAGAUUUUGAGACUGCGUUACUAUUCAGUAUAGUUGCUAAAAAGAACUUCCUUGUGCUGUUUGAUGCAGAGCAGAGAAAGCUCAACGAUGAAAUUUCCAAUGAGGAGCUAAUUCAGAAGUCUGUGGGAGAUGUGAUGCAGAAACGGACAGAUUUCAAAAUCAACUUCAAAUAUCAAUGCAUUAACCAUGUAACUGAUGAGAUGAUCAGCGAGAUACAAAAAUGUGAGCUCGACGACUACAAAAACUUAGAGACAAUGGAACACGUCGAUGAGAAAGGCGAUAGAUCUGCUAAUAUCGCUGGAGUUGACCAGAAUGUAACUAUAGAGUUUUACCUCGUGGAAGACAUCGAUAGACAGUCGCUGGCUGACUAUUACCAGCUGGGACGUCUAAUGAGAGAGGGAUAUAUCUUUAAUGUGCAACACAAUGGUAUAGCGAACAACAAGAAGUAUUGGAAACUUUUCAUUGGGACUGUAGCAUGGAAACGAGAUGAAUAUAUAAUACCUGAUGAUAUACUACAGUUGGGUGCCGCGGAUAAGAAGUAUUCACAUAAACAUGGCCAAUCUUUCAAGCUGAAAUCGUUUUCAACUGGGUUUGAGGACUGGAUACGACACAAAUUCUGGCUUGUCACGACAUUAGCCAUGCCAAAUAUCAAGCCUACUAUAGAGGUCCAAGCUGCGGAUGAUACUGCUAGUUUUAGCUCUGUUGUAAUAACUAAGGAUGAAGCAAAGGAAGAAGAAGCCAUAACCGGCUCAAGCGAUGGUGCCGAGAAAAUAAUAAGUGGUGAUUACAAGAAUUACGAUAACAUACACAUUCAAGCAUCUCUGCGUAGGUAUAUUUUGGAUAUUAUGGUUCAUAUACGUACGCAUAGACUAACAUUUAAUGCCAGGGGCGGUGGCAUACACAAGAACUGUUACUCCAAUAUGAUAACAUUGUCGAAGAUAAUAUGCAUAAAAGACCACAAGAGCUUUGUAGUACCGCAGCAUGUGCGUCUUGCGGCUAUGUGGUUCUUACCCUUACAGUUAAGUGUAAUAGAUGACUCACUUAAGGACAACUCCAUUCUUUAUGGUAGCAAGCCAGAACUAGUCAGGGAGCUAAUGAAGCGGGUGGUAUAUGUUCGGAACAAGCAGAUAAUAGAUAUGGAUAACCCGCUUUUCAUGGAGGCACUUAUUGUAAAAAGUGCUCUCAAGAAGAUAGUUCCACCUGUAUAG